CCCUCGUGCCGGAAGUUGACAUUGGCGGAUCCGGGUGACACCGGUGACUCACGGAAGGUUAUGUACGAGAUUUAGCGGGUUAUAGCGGAGUUUCUUUUGUCGUUCAUGUGUAUGAAUCAAUCCCUGUAAAAUCGCCGCUUCCCCGCGUUUAUGAAGAGAGGUGUCUCCAGCUGCAGUCGGAGGUGACACAGCCUAAACAUCACAUUUAUACACACACACACACCAGUGUCUGUACAAACCUGCACACAGCUGGGAUCGUCCGACGGAGCACAGAUGACGAGAGGCCUCGGUGGGUUGUUCAGAGGCGUUCAGAGCCUGACGUCCCUCCCAGCCACGAGGGCUGGACUCGGCCAUCCGUCUGCCUGCGUGUCCCUCAGGACCAUGGUGGCGCUGCCAUCGUUUCUUUCCUUCGAGCCCCGGGACUUCAGCCUUCCCAACUCGUCAUGGAGCUCUGAAAUGUUGCGGUUGUAUGAGCAGUACAGCAUCCAGUGUGAGGUGGAGACAGAAGGAGGAGAGAACCGUGGAGGGCAGUGGCAGAGACUGCCAAGCUACAAUCGCUCCCUCAAGUAUGCUACAGGUGGAAAUUAUCUCAGUAAGAUUAUCCAGUCAAAAGCUCGUUUAUUUACGCGCAAUAUUAGAGAUCCGGGGGCCGGAUUUGAGUAUGUUGUGUUCGCAAACAAAGAGGAGAAGAGGUGUGUGUGCAUUUUCCAAGCUGGACACCGUCUAGAGGGUCCGCCAGGUCAUGUCCAUGGGGGGGCAACAGCCACUAUGAUUGACACGGUGACAGGGAGUCUUGCUGCUCUAUUGUCUGGACCUGUUAUGACCGCCAACCUCAACAUCAACUAUCGCAGUGCUAUUCCACUGGGAAGUACAGUGUUGAUUGAAACAUCUCUGGAUUCGGAGGAAGGCAGAAAAAAGUUUAUUUCAUGCAAAGUGACCAGCACUGAUGGCUCCAAACUGCACACAGAAGCAACAGCUCUGUUCCUGUCAAUCAAUAUCAGCCACCUAUUACAGGGAGGUUGACACCAACGCACCAGCCUAACCUCUACCCAAGCCAUGUCAGCAAGCUGACGCGUGCGCUUGUGCGUGCACUUGUGCGUGCGCUUGUGCGUGCGUGCGUGCGUGUGUGAGAGAAUGUGUGAGAGUCACUGAUGUGCAGGGUUUUUUCAGGAGUGGGUAUUUAUUUGCCAGGCUAUUCAAGAUAUACUUCAAUUUUAUUUUAUUUUUAUUGUAAUUACGUACUUGUCAGUAUGUGAUUACUUACUAUUUCAUGAAGUCCCUCUGCUUGACCUCCUCUGCUUAUUGUUACUCACAUAUCAACAAUACACAAAUUUUUACUUUAUUGAUUGAACUAAAUGUUAAGAUUGAUUGCAUAUUGGGCUUAGUUUUUCGCUCUAAAUGUACUGUACAUUAACAUUUUGUUUACACCAAUAAAGCCUUACCUGAGGGUAUUGUAAACAUUA
Messenger RNA from Scophthalmus maximus (turbot), 1463 nucleotides. RefSeq names its product thioesterase superfamily member 4 (gene them4). Lineage: Eukaryota; Metazoa; Chordata; Actinopteri; Pleuronectiformes; Scophthalmidae. The coding region runs from base 274 to 1023 and encodes 249 amino acids. The transcript is spliced from 6 exons. The record is from RefSeq and is a predicted model, not a curated record.